AUGACAAAGAAUAUUGCAUCUGGUAGCCAUUGCUCAUUGUGUUGUAAAGAUGUACGACGAUGCAAGACACCACCAUUCAAGUGUGCAUACGGCUGCGAUCUCUGGUUCUGCAGCGAGGAGUGCGCAAACAACAUGGUUCAUCAGCUUGAAUGCUCGUUCGUGGCCAAGGUGGCUCAGGCCACCAUCGACUGUGGCACCGACCUGUCGCUCUCGCUACUGGUCCUACGCAUCAUCUUUAAGAAGAACAUAAUGACCGAGCUGUACAACGACACUGUUGGCCAGCUGUCGGUGCAGAAGCACGAGUUUGAGAAGCGCGCACCACGAUGGCUCGAGCAGUACACACACUUUGCCGACCGUCUGCUGCAGCUGCUCAAGGAGGACGCCCAUAUCGACCCGACCCUUCUGGAGUUCUUUGCUCGCGAUGAGAUUGUCAACAUUGCGUGCUCCACGCUCGUCAACUCGUUCGCCUGCACCAAGAACUCGACCAUCAUCUCGAAUGGAUACUUCCACCAGGCCGCACUGCUCAAUCAUAGUUGUCAGCCCAACACAUUCUAUUCCGUCAACAGUAGGUAUUGGCUGGCUUGGACUGGCUUGAUGACGAUUAUAUUCGAUUUUGGAUUGAUAUAUACUGGCUGGACCAUGGAUCCUGGACCUCGGACCUUGGACUGGACUUGGCCUGGACUGUACCUGAACUGA
This is a messenger RNA of Acytostelium subglobosum LB1, 696 nucleotides long. RefSeq lists its product as hypothetical. Bases 1 to 696 code for a protein of 231 amino acids. The transcript has a single exon. The record is from RefSeq and is a predicted model, not a curated record. NCBI's taxonomy places the organism in Eukaryota, Evosea, Eumycetozoa, Acytosteliales, Acytosteliaceae.